CACAUUGUAUUAUUAGUUUGUUGGCUUUGAAAUUUGUGUGUCCGAAGAUUUUUUAUAUAUUUUAACUGUAUCAUCUUGUACGUUGCGCUUUAUAAAAAAUAUAUAAUGAGUCCCAAAAGUGCGAGUGCAAAAAAAACAGAUGUUUCGUCGAUCGGAAAAUUAUAUCUCAUAGCAUAUAAUACUGUACAAACUUUAGGAUGGGGAUAUCUGUUGUUACAAACUUUAAUGCAUUUCCUGAAUCGAGGCACUCUGGACAACUAUUGGACCGAAAUCAAGUGGACUGUAGUAAUAUUCCAGAAUGCUGCAAUACUUGAGGUGGUGCACGCGGCCACCGGGCUGGUGCCGUCGGGCGUGGCGACGACGCUGGCGCAGGUGUACUCGCGCGUGUUCCUCGUGUGCGGCGCGCUGCUCGCCACCACCGGCGCCACGCUCAGCCCCGGCCUGCCGCUCUGCGUGCUCGCCUGGUCCAUCACGGAGACCAUCCGAUACGCGUACUACGCUCUCAACCUCGUCAAGUUGGUGCCGCAUUUCCUACUAGUCACCAGGUACUCCACGUUCCUGGCGCUGUACCCGCUGGGCGUGACGGGCGAGCUGCUGUGCAUGUACCACGCGCUGGACGAGAUCGCCGAGCGGCAGCUCUGGUCCGUAUCGAUGCCCAACCCAUACAACUUCGUGUUCAGCUACUACCACUUCCUAGUUUUCUACAUGUUCCUGUAUGUUCCUCUGUUCCCCGUACUUUUCGGUCACAUGAUGAGCCAAAGAAGAAAAAUGUUGGGAAAAGACCCAAAGAAAACCCAUUGAUUGAAUAAUACGGGGUUAUUACAUAAGUACAUAGUUGUUUAGCGGAAAUACUAGAGGCAAUCACUUAGUGGUUACCUUAUUUGGCAAGCACUAAAUGUAAAUUCCUAUUUAUUAUUUUUAACCUUAAUUGUAAGAAAGCGUUUGCGAUAUGUAUUAUUUUACUAAUAAGUUAGUGACCAUUCUAUAUGAGGAUUGUGGACUGUGUGACAAAAUUAGUUACAAUAUUAG
Messenger RNA from Cydia amplana, 1029 nucleotides. It is a transcript of the gene Hacd1, whose product is annotated as very-long-chain (3R)-3-hydroxyacyl-CoA dehydratase hpo-8. Gene Ontology annotation, molecular function: 3-hydroxyacyl-CoA dehydratase activity. The transcript has 4 exons. Gene Ontology annotation, biological process: very long-chain fatty acid biosynthetic process; sphingolipid biosynthetic process; fatty acid elongation. Bases 106 to 801 code for a protein of 231 amino acids. NCBI's taxonomy places the organism in Eukaryota, Metazoa, Arthropoda, Insecta, Lepidoptera, Tortricidae. The record is from RefSeq and is a predicted model, not a curated record. Gene Ontology annotation, cellular component: endoplasmic reticulum membrane.